AUGACUAAAAAAACAGGCUCGUCUCUUAAACCUUCAUUGCAACAGAAUCUUGUGCAAUACCAUAUCGUUGGUAGAGCGGCCCCUACCAAAAAGAACCCGAAUCCAAACACAUAUAGAAUGAGCGUGUUCGCUAAGAACUCAGUGUUGGCUAAAUCAAGAUUCUGGUACUUUAUGAAACGCCUCAACAAGGCGAAGAGGUCAGGAGGAGAAAUUCUAUCGUGUAACAGACUGAACGAAUCCAAGAAGGGGCGCGUCAAGAACUUCGGAAUCCUGUUGAGAUAUAACUCGAGAACAGGAACACACAAUAUGUACAAGGAAUACCGAGAUCUGACGAAAACGGGAGCAGUAUCCCAGAUGUAUGGAGACAUGGCAGGCCGUCACAGAGCACGCUCGAACUGUAUCCAGGUGAUAAAGGUGGGAGAAGUCAAGGAUGAAGACUGCAAGAAGCCGAAAGUCACGCAGCUUCACGGAAAAAAGCUUAAGUUUCCGAUCUUGAGACCAACACCACACCUUGACAGAAAAAACAGAAAGGUAUUCGCAACAUGUAGGCCAGCCAUAUCACUCUAA
Molecule: messenger RNA, 567 nt
Organism: Theileria orientalis strain Shintoku
Lineage: Eukaryota; Apicomplexa; Aconoidasida; Piroplasmida; Theileriidae
Product: 60S ribosomal protein L18
Exons: 1
Coding region: 1-567 (188 amino acids)
Biological process (GO): translation
Cellular component (GO): cytosolic large ribosomal subunit; ribosome
Molecular function (GO): structural constituent of ribosome
Source: RefSeq, a predicted model, not a curated record